UGACGAAGCCAGAGGAAGAACGAAUGUUGACGACGAGGAAGAUGGAACAAACUCAUCCAAUACCAUCAUCAACAACAACAACAACAACUAAUCACAACCAACGACCCAUCAGAACCACCAUCCAGCCACCAGAUCGAAUCCAACUCAUCAAAGCAACCCAUCCAAAUGGAAUCAACAACAACAGAACCAGCUUACCAUUCACCACCUCGCUCUCAAGAUUGCUAUUCAAGCUACUCUCUUCUCAAAACCAUCAAAGAAAAAAUACUAGCCUAAUCAACAGGAUAACUGAGUACCUCUCACUCUUGUUGAUUAGGGAACUAGCGACCUUGGAGGAUUUAUUCAUCAAAUCGCCCAUCUACCGACUCCUCAAGUUCUUGACCCCGUCGAUCCUACCCAAAUCAUCAACCUACCCAUUCCUGCUGACCCUGAUUCUGGGCGGGAUCCAACUGAAGAAGCUAUGGAAACACCAACAACAGCUAGUCUUCAACCUCCUCAUCUCACUCGGCCCACUACUCAACACUCUUCGCCUGCUCACUCACAUCCAAAUCGACCACGAUCGCAUCCAGAGUCGUCACACUGACCCAGACCACGAACUACUUCCCAAAGACCAGCAUCUUCAGGAACUCAGGAGAUGGUCUCUCUACUGGCUGGUCUAUUGUACACUCAUCAAUCUCGAGAACCUCAAGCUUUCUACCUCUGCACUUUCCAAUCAUCUAUCCCCCAUCAUCUCCCGCCCGACGAUCUACCCUAAUAUAACUCCGAUCCCUAACCAAAUAGAGAAUAUUAAAGACUCUUAUCCCGAAAAAGUAUUCCAACUCUUCAAGAAUCUCGCGUCUCAAUCUUCAAGGCACUUCUUCCACCUCUUACCCACCUUGAUUAAGCCAGCACCAUCACCAUCAGUAAUCCGUAAAAAUAUCCCACCAAGGCUGCCGAUCGAGUCCUUCGAUCUCCAUACGCAUCCGACCAUCACCAGCCAUCGACCGGUCCAAGUGUAUCUGCCCGAGUAUCUAUUCGGAAAAGAUCGACGAGUGUAUGGGAUCAUCAAGCUAGGCUUUUUGAGAUGGUGUUCGAGCGAUCGACGCCGAGGGUGCGAGAAGAUCUGGACCCACCUCCUCGGCCCGAUAGUGAGUGUGAUAGGUCGAUCAGACCGCCGGGUUACUAGAGGAUCCAAGAGGAGGAUGAAGGUUGUGCAAGUGACGAUCGAUACGGAGGAUGUUCAAGAAGAAGAUGAAGAAGAGCAAGAUCCGACGGACUCGAGCUCAGGCCCAGCCAAGAUCCUGCCCCAUCGACCCCCAUCAUCCUCGUCCCGGACCCAUCAUCCCGCCGCCACUCUGCCCGACCACCCACUCCGGCCUGAGGAGCCCCCCGAAAGCCCGGCCUCCGCCUCUGUCCGUCGGAUCCGAUCCGACCCCACACCCGCCCGCUGGGAACCUACUGGCCGACCCGCACAUGCUCUUGCGCUCUCCGCCGACCACGACCAGCUUCACUCCGAUCCCACAGACCUCUCGUCUGCUCAUCCUACGCUUCUCGAUCAUACUCAUCCUCAUCCUCUCAUCGAUCACUCUGCUUCCUGCGACAAAUCUCCUCAUAAUCUUCCCCUGAGUCAUAAACAACACCCUAACUGUCUCGCUAAAGUCCCCCAUCCUAUCGACUUCAAAACCCCGGAAAACGCGUGGAAUACUCUAAGCUUCAUCGGGUGAAACUCGUCUUUGAUUUCAUGAAGCAGAGGGUUCCUUUCUCAUGUAUUGAUAUACCCUUUCCUAAAUGGUAAUCUUUCUUUGCAAUCCUUUUCUUAAACAAAAAUCAGUCAUGCAUUUUUUUGGGCUUUCUUUUGUUUUUUUGUUUCCAAGUCAGUUUAGACUGAUAUUUUAUGAGAUGCAAUUAUCUAACGA
Molecule: messenger RNA, 1892 nt
Organism: Puccinia graminis f. sp. tritici CRL 75-36-700-3
Lineage: Eukaryota; Fungi; Basidiomycota; Pucciniomycetes; Pucciniales; Pucciniaceae
Exons: 2
Coding region: 24-1700 (558 amino acids)
Source: RefSeq, a predicted model, not a curated record